UUUCACUAAACUUGUUUAGUCUUAGAGGUGCUACAUCAUGGCACGCAUGCCCAACUUUGGCUUUCUUACAGCCAUCCAUCCAGCACACAGUCAGCUAUGUGUCUAGAAAUCUACUUGAGUCACUUCUAGGUCACCAACUAUUUCAGAUAGUGUUCAAGAACCGCGAAGGUUACAUUUUUAAAUAGUGAAGUGGGGGAAAUAUUUGAGGUCAUGGGAAACUCAGAGAGCGUUUGGUGGAUUGUAGUGGAGUGUGCCUGCAGGAUCCUUGGUGUUUCUACGGCAACAGUGUUGUGUGCUGUGGGAGUGGAGACUCUUCAUCACGGUGAAUUCAACAGCCUCGGCAUCUACCUAUUAGUGUCAUCUGUUGCCAUCAUGAUGUUGGAGCUGGCGUAUUUCCUGGAUGCUCUUCUGUUCAUGUGUCUGCCAUGUCCUCCAGACUGGCAGGUGUUUGUUUUGUGGGGAAAGAUGGCUCGCAUUGGAGGCUUCCAUAAAUUCCUCUACUACUCCAUAAUGUCAGUGGUUUGCUUCUUGCACCCUGUGUUGGUGUGGCAUGCAAUUAUCCCAGGGACAAUGCUUCUGGUAACAGCCUUUUUCAACUUCAUACUGAGCAAGAAAACAAAGAUUAAGUCUCCCAAAAGCCCACAAGAGAACCACAGCAACCAAAGCCUGACAACGGUGUGUGUGACAGAGGGAGCCUCAGACAGCAAUUUUGCAUUGCUCCACAUAGGGACAGGAAGAAGAGGAGGGGAACUGGGUCUCACAACCAGAGACCGCUGCCUCAGCCCGGGAGAGAGAGGAGAGAGCGUGCAGGCCAUGCUGGAGCUGGAGCAGACAUCAGCACCUAAAGCCACAGACAGGCAGAGGAGGAGAUGGAAAGAAAGGAGGCUGAUAUGCUUUAGAAAUAGGGAGGAGCCAGUGGAGAGAGAGAUGGAGGAGAUGGACUGCUACAGUGAACCAGAGCCAGACACCACCUCAGACACUGCACCUAUGAUUGCAGACUGAACAUCCCUCUGAGCUCAGAUUGAGCUCCUCAGCUUACUGAUAUCACACAAAGGAGAGCAUGUGCAAUGUAUUCAUACUGACUGAGUGCUGGUGCUACACGGGGCCAGACUUUUAGCUGAAAAUAACAUUACAAAAUGUUCGACCAGCCAAAAUGAGACAUUGUGAGUGUUCCAUAAUAAGGUACUGUGUAUUUUGUGUAAUUACACAAGUAAAAUGUGAGGAUUAUUAGAUUUUUUUUAUUAAUUGUUUGACUGAUUUGCAUUACAUUUGUGCA
Molecule: messenger RNA, 1276 nt
Organism: Larimichthys crocea (large yellow croaker)
Lineage: Eukaryota; Metazoa; Chordata; Actinopteri; Sciaenidae
Gene: tmem72
Product: transmembrane protein 72
Exons: 5
Coding region: 211-1002 (263 amino acids)
Source: RefSeq, a predicted model, not a curated record